Sipha flava (yellow sugarcane aphid) is the source of this 2561-nucleotide messenger RNA. Its product is annotated as ras-related protein Rac1. Gene Ontology annotation, cellular component: cell projection; cell cortex; plasma membrane. The record is from RefSeq and is a predicted model, not a curated record. NCBI's taxonomy places the organism in Eukaryota, Metazoa, Arthropoda, Insecta, Hemiptera, Aphididae. Gene Ontology annotation, molecular function: protein kinase binding; GTPase activity; GTP binding. The coding region runs from base 228 to 806 and encodes 192 amino acids. The transcript has 7 exons. Gene Ontology annotation, biological process: regulation of cell shape; actin filament organization; establishment or maintenance of cell polarity.
UUAUUUUAUUUACCGUGGGUGGAAUCACUGGAAUGUCCUUGCACUUGCUAAGCCCCGAAAUCACGACGGCGGCCAUCAGUUCUGACGUUUUCCAAAGUUUGAUUCCCACAUCAAUAUAAACCAUUUGGCGGCCAAUAAAAACGAUUCGUACAUGUUAAAUAAUCGCUGGACAACGUGCACUACGAUUUCCCGGUAGGUAGUGUUCGGGUUCUGUUGGAUCGCGCAAAAUGCAAGCCAUCAAAUGCGUUGUUGUCGGCGAUGGAGCUGUUGGUAAAACAUGUUUACUCAUUAGUUACACAAGUAAUGCAUUUCCUGGAGAAUACAUACCUACUGUAUUUGACAACUAUUCAGCCAAUGUUAUGGUUGAUGGUAAGCCAAUAAACUUAGGAUUGUGGGAUACUGCAGGUCAAGAAGAUUAUGAUAGGCUUAGGCCUCUUUCAUAUCCACAAACAGAUGUAUUUCUUAUAUGUUUUUCUUUAGUUAAUCCUGCAUCAUUUGAAAAUGUGCGAGCAAAAUGGUAUCCAGAAGUUCGACAUCAUUGUCCAAGUACGCCAAUUAUUUUAGUUGGUACAAAACUUGAUUUACGAGAAGAUAAAGAAACAAUUGACAAACUCAAGGAAAAAAAAUUAACUGCCAUCACAUAUCCACAGGGUUUAUCAAUGGCUAAAGAAAUUGGAGCAGUUAAAUACUUGGAAUGCAGUGCUCUGACUCAAAAAGGUCUAAAAAUUGUUUUUGAUGAAGCCAUUAGAGCAGUUUUAUGUCCUGUACAGCCACCAAAGCCCAAACCUAAGUGCGCAAUAAUUUAACAAUCAUGACUAUGUUGUCACUGGGACUCUAAAUCCAACAGAGGAUUGUCCAAGACUGAUAACAGUCAGUUCACCGAUCGAUACACAUUUUACUUGUGUAUAACAACUAACAAAAAACAAAAGUUCUUCCUGCAAAAUAAUAGAGCGCACAUAAUAAUUAAAUUAUGUAAUGUAUAGUAUGGUAAGAAAUUUAUAUAUUAACUAGGGAUCUAUAAUGCUGUUGAACAAACUUAUGGCCUAAUUUUAUAGUCUAAUCAUGUAAUCUAUAGCUUAAUCAUUUUUAUAAAAAUAUAUGUACAUGUACAUAUAUAUAUAUUGAAAUAAUCCAUAUGUUAAUUCAUUCUGUAAUUGUAAAUUAAUUCAAAUCGAUUUUCAUUGUGAAUUUUUUCUUUUAUUAUUUUAUUAUAUCUUUUCUAAUAAGUUGCUUGGUGCUACUUACAUUCUAUAUCUUUUAAUAUCACUAUUUUGUUUUAACUUUCUUUAAUGACAUUGCCAAAAAUGAUUUACCACUUAACAUAAUAAUGAAAAUUAAAUAAAAAAUAAACAAAUACAAAAUACCUUUUUAUAGAAUGAUUUAUAGUAACUUGAUAAAUUGGGUAACAUUGGCAAUUUAUAUUAAUUUGUAAAAAAAAAUUAUGAGCUAAUUGAUAUAUUAUUGUUACAGUAGCAUGGUUGAUUAUUUUAAUUUAGGCUGUAAUCAAAAAUUAUUUAUUAUUAUUUAUUAAGCUUUAUGGAUUUACAAAAAUAAGUACUGUGUGCUUAUCAUUAUUCUCAAUUUAUUUAUCAUGUAUAACUUGACAUAAAUGCAUUUUACAUUGAUUUAGAGUAUAAAAUAUUGUGUACACAGAGAUUAUAUGAAAUAUGUACAAAAGCAGCAAAAUUUAUAGUAUCAUUUUUGUAAUAUUUGUUAUGUCUAAAAAAAAAAUUCAGAAUUUUAAUGUUAUAUUUUAAUGAGUUUCUUUAUAAAAUGUUGUUGUAUGUACACUAUGAUUAUUUAGGUAGUCAUGUGGUUUUUUUUUUUGUAUAAUCAUUUUUUUUCCUUUUUCUUUUUAACCUUGUAAUUUCUAAAUAAAUGAUAUAUCUUGUAUAAAAAAGAGAUAUUUUCUUUUAUUUUUCAACCCUGUGUUAAUGACUAAUUAAAAUGUAGUCAUUACUUUCAUAAAUAAAUGAUGUAUUAUUCAUUUUAAAUUUAUAUUUUUAUAAUUCAUUUAACAUUUGUAUUUCUUCUUUAUUAAUGUCAUAUGUUUAAGAAUACAUUACUAUCCUUUAUACUUUAAAUGGCUUACUAAGAUCAUAGAUCUGAUGCGAAUUAUUUCAAAAUUGUAACUGUAAACUAGCAAAAUGUAAAAAAUAAAUUAAUUUGGGACCAGUUAAAGAUGUUUUUGUUUAUUAAUUGAGAAUUUAAAACUUGCAUAAAAAAUUAAUAUGAUCUAUAAUGUUAUCAUUAGUUACAUUUUGCAUAUGGAUAAUAAUGUAUAUUUCAAAUAUAUACAUAGUGAUUAUGUAUAUUUGUAUACAAAAUAGUCCUUCGAGUAUUAUUUAUAAGUUAGUAUAUUUUACAAGACUUAGAACACCUUAUAUCAUUUUAAGGAUUCCAGAUUAUUAUUAUUAUUAUUAUUAUUAUUAUUAUUAUUAUUUUAUAUUAUUUUUAUAUAAGUUAUAUAUUUUGUUAAUUUAAUUCAAAUUAUUUGUUCUUUGUACUACUACAAUCCAUGUUAUGAACUACCAAAUAAAUAUAAUAAGUAUCAACAUUUA